This is a messenger RNA of Nasonia vitripennis (jewel wasp), 621 nucleotides long. RefSeq names its product tRNA 2'-phosphotransferase 1. The transcript has a single exon. Gene Ontology annotation, molecular function: tRNA 2'-phosphotransferase activity. Lineage: Eukaryota; Metazoa; Arthropoda; Insecta; Hymenoptera; Pteromalidae. The coding region runs from base 1 to 621 and encodes 206 amino acids. The record is from RefSeq and is a predicted model, not a curated record. Gene Ontology annotation, biological process: tRNA splicing, via endonucleolytic cleavage and ligation.
AUGAAAUUAAUUUUUUGCGCAUUUAUUUUUAAAAAGGCGGACGUCGUCGAUCAUGACAAGAGAAUCAGCAAGAAGUUGAGUUACUUACUUCGACAUGCAGCUGUUAAAAAAGGAUUCAACAUAAGACCCGAUGGCUUUAUUCCUGUUCAAGAAAUUUUAAAAGAAACGCCUGGUUGCACUGUAAAAGAUAUUGAAAGAGUUGUUGCUAAUAACGACAAACAGCGUUUCACAUUGAGUAGUUUUGACAAUGUUCUUAUGAUCAAAGCUAACCAAGGACACACUAUCAGUCAAGUAGAUUCGUUGAACUUAAAACUGCUGGACAGCGUGGACUUUGAUAUUGUCCAUGGAACGUAUCAUAGUUGCUAUGAAAAAAUUAGACAUCAAGGUCUGUCUCGAAUGAAGAGGAAUCACAUACACUUUGCCAAGGGUUUAAAUUUUAUUAAUGGCCUGAGGAGGAAUGCAGAGCUAUUUAUUUUCAUAAACUAUCCUAAAGCUAAAGGCGACGGAUUAAAAUUUUACAAAUCUGAAAAUAAUGUUAUUUUGUGUCCUGGAAAUUCUGAAGGUUUUGUCAAAACUAAAUACUUUUUGAAAGUAGUUACUAGAAGUGGUGAGAGUUUAUAA